AUGCUGCUGCUAGAGGUGGAGGCGGGUGGAGCAGGAGGAGAGUCCUGGCUGCUGCUGCUAGAGGUGGAGGCGGGUGGAGCAGGAGAGUCCUGGCUGCUGCUGCUAGAGGUGGAGGCGGGUGGAGCAGGAGGAGAGUCCUGGCUGCUGCUGCUAGAGGUGGAGGCGGGGGGAGCAGGAGGAGAGUCCUGGCUGCUGCUGCUGCUAGAGGUGGAGGCGGGUGGAGCAGGAGGAGAGUCCUGGCUGCUGCUGCUGCUAGAGGUGGAGGCGGGUGGAGCAGGAGGAGAGUCCUGGCUGCUGCUGCUGCUAGAGGUGGAGGCGGGUGGAGCAGGAGGAGAGUCCUGGCUGCUGCUGCUGCUAGAGGUGGAGGCGGAGGUGGAGGCGGGUGGAGCAGGAGGAGAGUCCUGGCUGCUGCUGCUAGAGGUGGAGGCGUGUGGAGCAGGAGGAGAGUCCUGGCUGCUGCUGCUAGAGGUGGAGGCGGGUGGAGCAGGAGGAGAGUCCUGGCUGCUGCUGCUGCUAGAGGUGGAGGCGGGUGGAGCAGGAGGAGAGUCCUGGCUGCUGCUGCUGCUAGAGGUGGAGGCGGGUGGAGCAGGAGGAGAGGUGGAGGCGGGUGGAGCAGGAGGAGAGUCCUGGCUGCUGCUGCUAGAGGUGGAGGCGGGUGGAGCAGGAGGAGAGUCCUGGCUGCUGCUGCUAGAGGUGGAGGCGGGUGGAGCAGGAGGAGAGUCCUGGCUGCUGCUGCUAGAGGUGGAGGCGGGUGGAGCAGGAGGAGAGUCCUGGCUGCUGCUGCUGCUAGAGGUGGAGGUGGGUGGAGCAGGAGGAGAGUCCUGGCUGCUGCUGCUAGAGGUGGAGGCGGGUGGAGCAGGAGGAGAGUCCUGGCUGCUGCUGCUAGAGGUGGAGGCGGGUGGAGCAGGAGGAGAGUCCUGGCUGCUGCUGCUGCUAGAGGUGGAGGCGGGUGGAGCAGGAGGAGAGUCCUGGCUGCUGCUGCUAGAGGUGGAGGCGGGUGGAGCAGGAGGAGAGUCCUGGCUGCUGCUGCUGCUAGAGGUGGAGGCGGGUGGAGCAGGAGGAGAGUCCUGGCUGCUGCUGCUAGAGGUGGAGGCGGGUGGAGCAGGAGGAGAGUCCUGGCUGCUGCUGCUAGAGGUGGAGGCGGGUGGAGCAGGAGGAGAGUCCUGGCUGCUGCUGCUAGAGGUGGAGGCGGGUGGAGCAGGAGGAGAGUCCUGGCUGCUGCUGCUAGAGGUGGAGGCGGGUGGAGCAGGAGGAGAGUCCUGGCUGCUGCUGCUAGAGGUGGAGGCGGGUGGAGCAGGAGGAGAGUCCUGGCUGCUGCUGCUGCUAGAGGUGGAGGCGGGUGGAGCAGGAGGAGAGUCCUGGCUGCUGCUGCUGCUAGAGGUGGAGGCGGGUGGAGCAGGAGGAGAGUCCUGGCUGCUGCUGCUGCUAGAGGUGGAGGCGGGUGGAGCAGGAGGAGAGUCCUGGCUGCUGCUGCUGCUAGAGGUGGAGGCGGGUGGAGCAGGAGGAGAGUCCUGGCUGCUGCUGCUGCUAGAGGUGGAGGCGGGGGGAGCAGGAGGAGAGUCCUGGCUGCUGCUGCUAGAGGUGGAGGCGGGUGGAGCAGGAGGAGAGUCCUGGCUGCUGCUGCUAGAGGUGGAGGCGGGGGGAGCAGGAGGAGAGUCCUGGCUGCUGCUGCUGCUAGAGGUGGAGGCGGGUGGAGCAGGAGGAGAGUCCUGGCUGCUGCUGCUAGAGGUGGAGGCGGGUGGAGCAGGAGGAGAGUCCUGGCUGCUGCUGCUAGAGGUGGAGGCGGGUGGAGCAGGAGGAGAGUCCUGGCUGCUGCUGCUGCUAGAGGUGGAGGCGGGUGGAGCAGGAGGAGAGUCCUGGCUGCUGCUGCUGCUAGAGGUGGAGGCGGGUGGAGCAGGAGGAGAGUCCUGGCUGCUGCUGCUAGAGGUGGAGGCGGGUGGAGCAGGAGGAGAGUCCUGGCUGCUGCUGCUGCUAGAGGUGGAGGCGGGUGGAGCAGGAGGAGAGUCCUGGCUGCUGCUGCUGCUAGAGGUGGAGGACACAGGACUGAGGACCUGGCUGCUGCUUCUCCUCAAGGCCAAAAGUGUGUCUCUAAGAGGAGACCCAGGCAGACAGGGGAGAGCCAAUCAGUGA
This is a messenger RNA of Knipowitschia caucasica, 2130 nucleotides long. Lineage: Eukaryota; Metazoa; Chordata; Actinopteri; Gobiiformes; Gobiidae. The record is from the annotation of a GenBank genome assembly.